GAGAGAGAGAGAGAGAGAGAGAGAGAGACCGAGAGAGAGAGAUCUAACAGGUGUCGACUAGGACUGCCCAUGGACCAAACAGUGCGAUAAGCAUCCAGUCUGCAGCCACUCUCCUGGAUGGGAGCGCCAGGUCGUUGUGCGUCCCCUUAUUUGGAUUUGCGUCAAAAAGUGUUCUAACAGGUAUUUUCUGGGGCUUCAUUUUCCUCUGAAGUUGGCGCCAUUUAAACUCCCGUUUUCUACCCCGGAAAGAAAAGAGGAGGAUUAAGCGCCGAUUAAGAAACUCUCAUCACUUUCCUGGCAGCGUCUCCAGCGCGCCCAUCGGCUCUCCGGCUUCACAUUCAAAGUGCUUCAGUCGUUUUGGUGGGACGCGGACUGAGCAGAUGCACAGAGAAUUUAAUCCUCUAGAAAAUAUUUUUGGAUCAUAAAGAGCAGAUGAUGCAGAUAUAGCCAGAGGAGGAAUCUAUUAAAAGUGUUAUUGGUUUCCUGAAAAGGCACCUUUUUUUUUAAAUGUGGACAGUGGAAACAAGAUAGAAGUGGGGGGGUUCAUAAGAUGAUUGUGUCAGGAAAAGAUCUCUGAUGAACUUUUGUCUCUGGCAGUCAUGGCAUUAAGUGAGACAUCCACAUGAAGUGAAAUCCUGUGCUUUGUAAAGGGGGGGCUUGAAAGAAGAUUUUUCUUUCUUUGAAAAAAAACCCAAACUGUAGAUCAUACUUCAUCCAGCAAAACAAACAAUACCCCCACUCCCUCCUCAAUGAGCUGAAUUUGGCAACUGCGUACUUUUAAUAAGCUCCACUUCCACAACAAGCCUCUCAGUGCCAGUCAUGGUGUCUGUCUGAUGCUGAAAAAUAAACUGAACUGGAGGACAACGGGGGAAGUCAGACUUAAUCAGAUAAAUUAUGUUUCUGUAGUGUGUCACCACAAAUCUGAGACAUCCAGAUUUUUUUUGUGUUUAUUUCCUUAAACACGGUGGUGUGUAAAGUUUUCAUCUUUUCAAACCAUAUAGGCUUUUAAAUAUCCUGGUCCCUUGGACAUCUUUUCAUUUCUCAAGGAUCCGCUUUGGUUGUCUUCCAUUUUGCGUUCUCUCUCAUACUGAGCCCGGUGAUAGGCUACACCACUCCUCCCAACAUCCUUCUUCACCUUUUUACACCAUACUGGUUCUCUGAGCGGCUUCAUCCUGGCCGGCACUAUUCCAGCCAAGGGGGAAGAGGACUUCCUGACGCUGGCCGCCUCACGGCUCAGCCGCAGGAAACGCGUCAUCGGAGCGGCUGUAGGUGUGGCCAUGGUUCUAAUACUGUUGGUGGCCAUUCCCCUGCUGGUCCACACAACCAAAGGGGGGAACACUGGAAAUGCAGGGAGCCAUUAUGAAAUGCUCGGAAGUUGCAAGAUGGUAUGCGACCCCUACGCUACGUCUCAGCCAGGCCAAGAGCUGACGGCUGUGUCUAUGCCGCCCCAGGAUUACUCUGGGAAGAAGCUAAAGUCUGGGAUUCGUGGGCCUCCAGGGAUCCCUGGCCCUCAAGGAGCACGAGGAGCCCCUGGAGAGCCAGGCAAACCGGGGCCACAGGGGCCCCCAGGUCCAGGUCCUGGUGGCUACUCUCCCUCACUCUACACUCCAAAAAUCGCCUUUUACGCGGGGCUACGCAAGCAGCACGAGGGGAGUGAAAUACUGAAGUUUGAUGACGUGGUGACCAACGUAGGUAACUACUACGAGCCCAGCACCGGCAAGUUCACCUGUCCUCUGCCCGGCAUCUACUUCUUCACCUACCACGUUCUGAUGAGAGGUGGCGAUGGGACCAGCAUGUGGGCCGACCUCAAGAAGAACGGACAGGUAAGAGCCAGCGCCAUCGCUCAGGACGCUGAUCAGAAUUACGACUACGCCUCCAACAGUGUGAUCCUGCAUUUGGACGUGGGUGAUGAGGUGUGCGUGCAGCUGGACGGAGGGAAGGUCCACGGAGGGAACACAAACAAGUAUAGCACCUUCUCCGGCUUCCUCAUCUACCCAGACUGAACCUAAUCCGUACUCACGGAGACACACACACAUAUUCACACUUUACACAGACAUGUACGUAUGCAAAUUAAUGCACACACACACAGACAUGCACAUGCACGAUGCUUGCAUGUACAGACAAAAAUACACUCACACACACACAUACAGACAUCCUGAGAUUACAACAGAAGCGUGGAUCGAGUGAAAAUCAGAGAUAAGUGGGAUUAAGUGGAGUUGUGUGAUUUUGAGCCAAUCAUCAACUGCAAAUAUUGGCGCCUAUGAAUAACAGAAUAUGUACAGUAUAGGUGCACAUAAAGCUGUGGCUCGGAAAUAUCUAAAAUACUUUAAUGUGUUCCAUAUUAACGGACAUCGUGAGAACUAGAAUAUAACAAACACCAUCAGUCUAAUUGUUUUUUAAUGCAAUAAUGGUGUUGAAGGUGCCAUUAAUCAAGAUGACUACGCUGAGGCGAAUGCACACCCACGGUCUUUACCUUACACAUUAUAUUCUGCUCUCCAUUCCAGUGACCUCUGAUCGAACGGCCUGCCUAUAUUUCGCAACUCAUCAUUGUAAAAAAUAUUUUUACACCAGUUGAAAUUAAAUCCCUGUUGUGAUUCACGCUGCAUCGGGGCCGCGCUGAUCAAAAUAAGGCCAUCUGAAUAAACACAGAUGCUGGACCUUGUUUCCGUCAUGACGCAGGAUAUCACAGCAAGAUAAAACAAAACAUAUUAAACAAGGCAACACAUUUUAUGGAUGUGUGUGAUGAUAAUUGCCAAGUGCAUUAUUGACAAUAUUGUGUGCGUGUGUGUGUGGGUCAGUAGUAUGAGUGGAUAUAUAUAUAUAUACUGUAAUAUACUGAGGCAGUGAAAAGUAACAGCUGCAGUGUUUUACUUACAUUCAAUGUUGUACAAUACAUUACAGGCACGUUACUGUAAUUACACUGCCAUACCUACUUUAUUUUUGAGAGACCCCUGUCAAAGUAUUAUAUGUAUAAACACAGUAAUCCUGGGAUGGGCUAUCUGGUAUGUUGAAUAGGCUGAGUAGACAAUUGCUAUUAAAAUAUAUAUACCCCUA
Messenger RNA from Sebastes umbrosus (honeycomb rockfish), 3054 nucleotides. It is a transcript of the gene c1ql4a, whose product is annotated as complement component 1, q subcomponent-like 4. Gene Ontology annotation, molecular function: protein binding. The record is from RefSeq and is a predicted model, not a curated record. Bases 1278 to 2003 code for a protein of 241 amino acids. The transcript has 3 exons. Lineage: Eukaryota; Metazoa; Chordata; Actinopteri; Perciformes; Sebastidae.